Messenger RNA from Leucoraja erinaceus (little skate), 1147 nucleotides. RefSeq names its product succinate dehydrogenase complex, subunit B, iron sulfur (Ip) (gene sdhb). Lineage: Eukaryota; Metazoa; Chordata; Chondrichthyes; Rajiformes; Rajidae. Gene Ontology annotation, cellular component: mitochondrial membrane. The transcript is spliced from 9 exons. Gene Ontology annotation, biological process: respiratory electron transport chain; tricarboxylic acid cycle; aerobic respiration. The record is from RefSeq and is a predicted model, not a curated record. Gene Ontology annotation, molecular function: 2 iron, 2 sulfur cluster binding; electron transfer activity. The coding region runs from base 191 to 1048 and encodes 285 amino acids.
UGCUGACUAACUGAGGCCGCGGCUUUACCUCAUACAUUCCCCACCGGUUGCUGACUAACUUGAGGCCGGGAGCUUCUCCUCAUACAUCGCCAUCACCGACUGCUGACUAACUGAGGCGGGAGCUGACUGACUGACGGACGGACGCUCGAGACGCUUCUAGACGUUUCCAGCGCCAGUCCUGCUGCUCAAGAUGGCGGCGGCAGCGGUGAGCCUGAGGAGAAGCGGCGUCUCGCUGUUGCUGCCCUGGCGGGCGGCCUGCCUACAGACGACACGCAACGCCCAGACCGCAGCAGCAGCUACACCUGAAGCAACGUCUCUCAUGAAGAAAUUUGCAAUUUACAGAUGGAAUCCGGAUAAACCCGGAGACAAGCCCCGCAUGCAAACCUAUGAGCUUGACCUCAAUUCAUGUGGUCCAAUGGUACUAGAUGCUCUUAUCAAGAUCAAGAAUGAGAUGGACUCAACACUAACUUUCCGCAGAUCUUGCAGGGAGGGAAUCUGUGGCUCCUGUGCCAUGAACAUCAAUGGGGGAAACACGCUGGCGUGUAUCUGCAAAAUUGACACCAACCUCGACAAAGUCUCCAAGAUCUACCCCCUGCCUCAUAUGUAUGUGGUAAAGGAUCUCGUUCCCGACCUCAGCAACUUCUAUGCUCAGUACAAGUCAAUAAAACCCUACCUGCAGAAGAAGGAUGAAUCUCAAGCAGGCAAGGACCAGUAUCUGCAGUCAAUUGAGGACAGAGAAAAACUGGAUGGUCUAUAUGAGUGCAUCCUCUGUGCCUGCUGUAGUACCAGCUGCCCUAGUUACUGGUGGAAUGGAGAUAAAUACUUGGGUCCUGCCGUGCUGAUGCAGGCAUACCGCUGGAUGAUCGACUCCAGGGAUGAUUUCACAGAGGAACGCCUGGCUCAGCUACAGGAUCCCUUCUCUCUCUAUCGCUGUCACACUAUAAUGAACUGCACACAGGCCUGCCCAAAGGGUUUGAAUCCAGGUUUAGCAAUUGCUGAGAUUAAGAAGAUGAUGGCAUCAUAUAAAGCCAAAGCUUCGGCGGCAUAGUAAAAACUUCUCCAAUUACAGGUGGAAGGUGCAAGAGUGCGAUUGUGAAUGACAUAGCUGAAGCACAGAAAUAAAGUCUUUAUAUACUGUACAGUCAAA